Trichosurus vulpecula (common brushtail) is the source of this 441-nucleotide messenger RNA. RefSeq names its product cornifin alpha-like. The coding region runs from base 25 to 441 and encodes 138 amino acids. The transcript has a single exon. The record is from RefSeq and is a predicted model, not a curated record. NCBI's taxonomy places the organism in Eukaryota, Metazoa, Chordata, Mammalia, Diprotodontia, Phalangeridae.
CAGGUACAAACACAUCACACGAUCAUGUCUUAUCAUCAGCAGAAGCAGCCCAAUAUCAUUCCUCCUCAGCUUCAGGACCAGCAGGUGAAGCAGCCCAGCCAACCACCUCCCCAGGAGAUAUACUGUCCCAAGAACCCAGAACCAGGCAACACCAAGGUGCCACAGCCAUGCUAUCCUGAGGUCCCAGUGCCAAGCAAUCCUAAGGUCCCAGGGACAGGCACCACCAAGUUACCUGAGGUUCCAGUGCCAUGCAAUCCUACGGUCCCAGGGACAGGCACCACCAAGGUGCCAGAGCCAUACUACCCUGAGGUCCCAGUGCCAUGCAAUCCUACAGUCCCAGGGACAGGCACCACCAAGUUUCCAGAGCCCUGUCCCAACGUGGUUAUUCCACCCAUUGCUCAAGACAAGUACCCACAGGUCCCCAAGACCAAACAGAAGUAA